GCUUUUGCUGCGGAAAGAGGAACCGACAGCUGAGCGGGGCAGAAGGACGCAGCUGUCCGAGUGUUGGUGCCUCUGAGCCGGACACACUUCAGCAGAGCUCCGCAGGAAUAUCAUGAUGGAGGCAACUGACGGAGAAGACCUGAUUAGGGACUCUGAUCAGCUCAUACCGCCUCCCAAUGGCGGCAUGAACGAACUGCUGAACGUGGGGCAGGAAGACAGCAUCCAGGGCCAGAUGGAUGAGUUUUUGGGCCCCCAGGCCGAAUACAACGAGGAGGAGGAGGAGAGGAAAUACUACCGGAGGAAGAGGCUGGGAGUCAUCAAGAACGUCGUCUCGGCCAGUGUUGGAGCCAUGAUUGUGUACAGUGUGUACAUGGGUCUGCUACAGAUGCAGCUCAUCCUUCAUUAUGACAUGACCUACCGUGAGGUGAAGUACAGCAACCUGGGCCUGGAGGACAUCGACAAGAAGAUGCUGAUGGGCAUCAACGUCACUCCGAUCAUCGGCCUCCUGUACACGCCCGUACUCAUCAGGUUUCUAGGUACCAAGUGGAUGAUGUUCCUGGCUUCGGGAAUCUACGCCCUCUUUGUCUCGACCAACUACUGGGAGCGUUACUACACCCUGGUUCCAUCAGCCGUAGCUAUCGGCGUGGCCAUUGUGCCGCUCUGGGCCUCUUUGGGAAACUAUAUCACAAGGAUGGCGCAGCAGUACUACGAAUACGCCAACUACAAGGAGGAGCACGUCCAGGAGCAGAAGAAGCUUCCAAAGGGAGCGUGUCACAGCUACAUCAUCGUCUUCCAGUCCAUCUUCAACAUCAUCUUCAGCCUGAGUUUCGUCUUCGCCGAGCUGCCCAUGUGUCUCAUCCUCAACGGCUACCUGCAAGACAAGGACCACGUUCUCUUGAAUGUCAAAAAAUGCGGAGCUGGAAUCAGCGGCGUGGUUCCCGGGUUCAACACCACCGUGCUGACCAACCUACCUCGCUCCAUGCUGCUCAUCCAGGUGGAGAGCGUCCUCAUGGGCUUCGCCUUCCUCGCCAUGAUCAUAUUCCUGGUGCUGUGUGGCCCCGCCUACCGCCCCACGGAGGAGAUCGACCUCCGCAGCAUCGGCUGGGGAAACAUCUUCCAGCUGCCUUUCAAACACCUGAGGGACUACCGGCUGCGGCUGCUCUGCCCCUUCUUCAUCUACAGCGGCUUCGAAGUGCUGUUUGCCAUCAAGGGAUUCUCUCUGUCCUACGGUGUCUGCGCUUUGGGCUUGAAGAAACUGUGGCUCCUCGUAGUCGUCUACGGCCUCUCCUGUUCCGUAUUUUCCUCCCUCUCCCUUUGCCUCCUGCGUCUCCCGCGCUGGCUGUGCCUGGUGGGGGGCGCCGCCGUGCACGUGGCCCUCCUGGUGGCUCUGAUGGUGUUUUCUCCAGAGCCCAGGGACCAGAGUUACCAGGGCCCUCUGCUCGUGAUCUCGGUGCUGUGGGGACUCGGCACCGCUCUGAACAAGACCGGUGUCAGCACUCUGCUCGGGAUGCUGUAUGCUGAGGAAAAAGAACGUCUGGACUUCGUGUACACCAUCUACCACUGGUUCCAGGCCAUCGCCAUCUUUAUAGUCUACCUCUGGUCCAACCUGCCCAUGAGGGCCAAACUCUCCAUCCUGCUGGCCACCGUGCUGCUGGCCUGCUACUGCUACUGGGUGAUGGAGCGCCGCCUGGCCAGGAAAGUACCGUACAGGCUGCCGCGCAUCCCUCGGCCACGACACAAGGUCAAAGGCUACCGCUACCUGGAAGAGGACAACUCCGAUGAGUCAGACUCGGAGUGGAGUGAGGAGGAUGACGAAGAGGAGAAGGGGGAGGAGGAUGAAGAGCAUGUUGUGGAGGAGAUGGGGGCAGAGGACUGGGAGGAAGGAGGCCAUGACGCCGGGGCCUGGGGGGCUGACUCACCCAGAGCCAGGAGGAGGGGAGCCGAGGGCAACCGGCAACGUCGGGUGGGAAACCCUGUGAGGGAGGGCGAGAGGAAGGAGCAAGAGGAAGGCUGAUGGAGGAGGAAGUAGGAAAGAUGGUGGACAGCAGACGGGAGGGGAAGGCGGUUAGAGACGCACUGGAUUCAGUCGCAUUCAGGACUCCAUUCAUACCUUUACAGAUAAUGCAAAUCUUACAUGCUACACUAAACACAACAAACAAGGCAUAAGCUUCAAUUGGAAAACUAUAAUUGGAUCCAUAAAAAGGGUCCAUUAACUGCAAAUACUACAGCGCCGAUAUAAAGUAUUCACCUCCUGUGGAAGUUUUCCCCUUUUAUUGCUUUUUAAAUACUGAAUCAUAGUCAAUAUGAUUUGGGUUUAUUUUUGACAGCAAUUUACAAAAAAAAGUCUUUUAUCUUCUGCUGACAAUAGAUUCGUACAAAGUAAUGCAAAUCAAUUGAAAACAUAAGAUGUGUAAAAUAAGUGAUUGCGUAACCAUUCAACAACCUCUAAAGUGACCUACGUAAUUUAACACAGGUGCAGCUGACUGAAGUUAGAAGACAUGCAAUUAAUGAACCAGAGAUCAUCUGAAUGCAGGGCAGGUGUCUCAGAUGACUGUAGUAUAAACACACCUGUAUCUGGAAGGUCACUGGUGAAUCAGCACUCCUGGUUAUAUCUACGCCAUGAAGACCAAAUUUCGAAGUCACUGAGUAUUCCCUAGAGUACAGUUAAAUCCACCUUUAAGAAAUGUGAAGAAAAUGUGACGUGUAAAUCUGCCUAUUAAAGGUCGUCCUCAAAAACCGAGUGACCAAGCAAGAAAGAGACUCAUGAGGGAGUCCACCAAGACCCCUAUGACUCCCAUGACGGACUUACAAACUGUACAGACUGUACAACAACUGCUGUCUGUUCAACAGUCAAAGCUGUAUGGGAAAGCUCAAAUUAUUCCAAACUAGAGUUUGCCAGAACACAUGUGGGGAGACUCUAAGUCACCUAGAAGAACGUUCUUUGGUCUGAUGACACUGAAGUUGAGUUUUUGAUUGCUGUGGUUGGUGGACAGCAAACAUUGCACAUUAUCACUAACAUCCCCAUUUAGAAGCAUUGAAGUGGCAGCAUCAUGAUGUGGGGAUGCUUAUCAGCAGCAGGCCCUGGAAUGCUUGUAAAGCUACAGGGUAAGGAAAAACCUGACAGUUUGGCAAAGAAGACUGUAGUAAAAUUGUCCAGAUGUUCAGAGUGACUGAGACCUGUCCACACAGGCUCAAUGCUGUAAUUACAGUCUAAGGUGCAUCGACUAAAUACUGACGUCAAGGUGAAGUGAAUACUUAUGCAAUCACUUAUUUUAAGUUUUAUUUUUUAAAUUUAUUUACGUUACUUUGUCAUUCAAAAAAUAAAAUAAAAUAAAAUAAACUCACAACAGGGGUAUACACUUUUUUAGGAACUGUAUUUUGCUAUUUUACAUUUAAACCUCAUGUCUUGGAUAAAACAUGUCUACAGCUCAGACUACAACAUCGUACUUGUAUUUUACUUUUGCUGCACAGUUUGCAGCUUAUAUUUAAUUUGCUGGAAGUGCUUCAUAAGUAGAAACCAUACUCUGAGCUGGUUUAAUUUAAAACAAGCGUUUAUCUACAAAAAAAAUGUGAAAAAAAAGUAACAGGAACAUUUUCGGACUUGAUUUUCUCAAUGGAACCACAAAGUGAAAUGAGUGUGUGUGUUUAAGGUAAUAUUAGUUUUUUUUCAAAAUGCCUUAAUAAUGCAAUACAUGUGUAGUUAUGCAGCUCUGCAGAUAUUUGGUAGAAGCAGACGUUUUCAGAGAGUCUGUAUGAUCCAGCUGGAUUUGGAUUUUCUGUCUUUUUCGUUUUUUAUUUUAAUCCUUACCUUUUGUAUGCACAUUUGUCAGAGAAAACAAGCUAACUCAGCAAAUUAUCAGAAGCUAAAGUAUCUCAAGGGCUGAGUAAAAUGUGCCUUUUGCAGAAAAUGAAUGUAUAUUUUUAUUCAAUAUGCAGAAGAUGCAGAAGUUCAGUCGCAUGUGACCGUUAGUAGUGAGGUAUGCAUUUCAGCAAACAGUGGCCUCAGGGGUAUUAUGGUUUGUAAUAUGAAGUCUCUCACAAAUGUUUUUAAUAAAAUAAUAUUUAACUCAGCAA
Molecule: messenger RNA, 4074 nt
Organism: Stegastes partitus (bicolor damselfish)
Lineage: Eukaryota; Metazoa; Chordata; Actinopteri; Pomacentridae
Gene: unc93b1
Product: unc-93 homolog B1, TLR signaling regulator
Exons: 13
Coding region: 113-2014 (633 amino acids)
Biological process (GO): toll-like receptor signaling pathway; toll-like receptor 7 signaling pathway; toll-like receptor 3 signaling pathway
Cellular component (GO): endosome; lysosome
Molecular function (GO): Toll-like receptor binding
Source: RefSeq, a predicted model, not a curated record